Molecule: messenger RNA, 2799 nt
Organism: Candidula unifasciata
Lineage: Eukaryota; Metazoa; Mollusca; Gastropoda; Stylommatophora; Geomitridae
Source: the annotation of a GenBank genome assembly
GUCUACGUGGAGACAACCAUGAACGAACUCCUGGGCUGGUACGGCUUACCCAAGAUGGACAACUCAGACGCUCACCAGCUCAACAUCGGCAGUUAUCCCAUUGCCCUCUCACAACGCAGCCCUAGCAGAUCAGCGUCAGCAACUUCCUCCCUGACGCCGACGCCCACACCAGCUGUUGCAGUCACCAUGCAGCCCAAACGAUGCGGCAGGAAGUUUAGAGACGACAAUAGCAGCAGCAUCAAGGUACCAAAUGAUACUAACAAUAAUAGCAACAGCUGUGAAAGGAAACCUUUACAGGCGAAGGAGAUGGUAACGAGUCUAAGUAAGAGUGCGGUAUCCAAGACAAUCCUUCCCAUUCCGGACAGUGAGAGAGGCGUGGCUAUUGUCUGCUCCUGGUGCCAACAGAACGGCAAUAAACUUUUUACACUGGAGAGUUUGGCCGGGAACAAGUCUUUCUGCAGCGAGGUCUGCUUCACCCAGUGCAGACGAGCGUCUUUCAAGAGAAACAAAGUCUGUGAAUGGUGCAAGCAUGUUCGCCACACACUAAAUUUCGUUGACUUUCAAGACGGAGAUGUUCAGCUUCAAUUUUGCAGUGAGAAAUGCUUAAACCAAUACAAGAUGAACAUCUUUUGUACAGAGGCCAGACAACAUCUGGAGCAGAUUCAGAACAUGGCUGGCGAGGACGCCAAGAAAGUCAAUGGCCCUAGCAAGGGAGGUAAACACGAGAAAGAAAUAUUGAUAACUCCUGAUCUAUGGUUGUCUGCCCAUACUGAAGUCGACAUCAAGCAAGAAGUGAAUGAGGAUGACCAAGAGACAGUGCUAUGUUUAAGGAAAGAUAAUACGAGUGCUAGGAAGAACAAUCAUACAGAAGAAGCAGGUGCUACCGAGGACUCUGAGACCAGAUGGCCGGAAGCUGUUGAGACAAGAUCUAUUCUUAGUGACCAUAGCAGCUGUUCUAAUGAUGAUCGAGGGAGUCAAAAAGUGAAGUCAUUGUUGAUGUCCCGGCAGAAGAAGGACAAACCAAAUUCACGUUACAUAAAUUGUGGUUCUAAGGCUAGUUUAGACUCCUAUCAAGAUAAGGACAAAAACAGAAAACGAACUCCUGCUAUAAAUGGAGAUAAUCAUUCUCAAGAAACUCACCGUAACAAUCCUCAUGGAAAAGAGAAAGAUAGAUUCCCAGAUGGACUCUCUCAAAAGAGUGCCACAUUUCCUUCUCCUAUAACUGCUGCUUCUUUUAACCCACAGCACAUGAGUGCCUUGUCAAUGAUGCCAAACUGGGCAACGUCUCAGCUGUUGACAAUGAUGCCUUCUCACUUGAAUCCUUCCUUUGGAGCAGCAAAUAUUAGUUCUAGUCUUGGUGGUCUAGGGUAUAUACCAAACACUCUGUUGUAUUCUAGUUUGUUUAGUCCAAACUCACUACCAAUGGCUGUACAAAAGGAAGCUGCAUCAUGCAGUAUGGCCAGCACAAGAGCUGAUUCCAGGCGGGAGGUACCUAGAGAUAAAUCUUUUGAAAGAGAGCGAGGACAUGUGAGAGGAGAUAGCACAGAGAGGUCUACAAGAUCCACAUCGUCAUCAUAUUCUUCCUCAGACACACCAGGUCCUUCUUCUACUCCAGGUGCAACACUGAGCACAGGACCUGAACCAGUCUCAAGUUAUGUGCCUGGAUUUAGUCAACAGAUCCAUCAUCCUCUGCAGACUGUUGACUUGGGACAGUCUCUACCGAUUCCUCACUACCUGCAUGACCCUACAGUGGCAGGGAUGUUUCCUCUUGGCUACAACAACCUGACACCCACACAAAGAAAUGGCACUUCAGUUGUAACUGGACUCCCUCCAGCAGCUCAAAUCCAACAUCAACCAACAUCCACACCCACAGCUACCCAACAACAACUAACUAUACCACCUGUAACCAUUCUCGUUCCAUAUCCUGUUGCUGUUCCAAUCCCAAUCCCAGUUCCUAUCCCUCUUCCAAUUGCUCCAGAGAAACUCUUUGCCUUCUUUAGAGAGAAAUCAACACAGAAUAAAACAGAAACAGCCACUUCAGGUUCCCAGCAAUGGUUACCUGAUAACAGGUCUUCAUCACCUCAAGCUGGUCGAUCCGGAGCACCCAGCGCUAGCCACUCAGUUAGCGUAAGCCCAAGUGUCUCAUCUAACAACUCACCAAAGGCUGUGCCCUUUCUGUGCCAUCCAUAUGGAUCAUCUGCGACUAUCUCCAACAGCGCAGAGCCAGCACUAGCCAUACCCAGCGGCCGUGAUUCAGCAGACUCCAUUAUGACCUUAAGACGAGAAAUUUCUGGAUCCAACAACAAAAAAUCUGUGGUUAUGCCCCCCUGUUCAUCGACACUUUUAAAGCGCACAGGCAUGUCCCCACGACAUCUGACACUUCAUGCCCCUAAGAAGCCCCGACUAGACUGUCCUCCUCUAUGCAGUGAGGAUGAGGCUAUUGACUUGAGUAAAAUGUCAUCAAGAUCAUGCUCACCAGGAGUCUCGGGAAGCUCAUCUUUGAGUGACACAGAUGCUGACAGUUCAUCCCAAACCUCCACACUUGCUGUCCCUAGAAUACACAUCAUCACUGAACAUAGCGACCAUCCUUUGUGUCCAUCAUCUGCGGCAGUUACACUACCUUCCCCAUCACAUCAGUCAAAUUAUUCAGGCAGACGCAGCCGAAUUCUCGAUGCUCCUUGUAUUCCCAAAAAAGUACGAACACCUUCUCCUGAGAGACGCUAUGUCAGGACAGUCCCAAGAGACAUGGUGGAGGCAGCCAGGAGAAGAGGGUUACGUGCACGUGUUCGCACUAAAUAA